Messenger RNA from Xylona heveae TC161, 630 nucleotides. Its product is annotated as YjgF-like protein. The record is from RefSeq and is a predicted model, not a curated record. Lineage: Eukaryota; Fungi; Ascomycota; Xylonomycetes; Xylonales; Xylonaceae. The transcript has 4 exons. Gene Ontology annotation, molecular function: deaminase activity. Gene Ontology annotation, cellular component: cytosol; mitochondrion. The coding region runs from base 150 to 518 and encodes 122 amino acids.
AAGCAUUGAAAGUAAUAAAUUCCAGCUUCAGCCGUCGGUCCUCGGAUCUUUCGCUUUUUGAUUUCCUUCAGUUUCCCUGAACUUUCUCUCCGUGGCUCUAUCCUUUUGCCAAUCUACAAUCGUUGCCCAUCAUACCUACAUCUAGCAAUAUGUCCACAAUAUUUGCGAAAGAUGCUUGCCCUCCUGCUGGGCCCUAUUCCCAGGCCAUCCGCGCCAACGGUCAGAUUUUUGUCUCUGGUCAGCUUCCGACGGACGCGGCAGGAAAUCUAGUGGAGGGCAAUAUUAGCGACAAGACCCAGGCAUGCUGCAAUAACAUCAAGGCGAUUCUGACUGCAGCAGAUUCAGCCGUGCAUAAGAUUGUCAAAGUAAAUGUUUUCCUUACGGAUAUGGCCAAUUUUGCGGAAAUGAAUGCCGUCUAUGAGACCUUCUUCACCCACAAACCGGCCAGAAGCUGUGUUGCUGUGGCUCAAUUGCCAAAAGGUGUGCCGGUGGAAAUUGAGUGUAUUGCGCUGGAGUAAAGCAAUUAUCCUGGCAGCCAUCUCUGGCGUUCUAGCUUUUUUAAUAAUUAUAUAUAUGUUUAUAUGUAUAUAUACGUAUCAAAAUGUAGUUAAGCAAUGCAUUGAUGGCCCC